AUGUUGAUUUCAUUAGGUUUGAAUAAUUAGGUUGCUAAGAUCAUUGACUCAAUAGAUCAAAGUGAGAAAAUAAAUUUUCAAAAAAUAUAUAUUCAGAAUCAGUGGGCCUUUAUUUCAUUCUGCUUGCAAAUACUUAAAAUUAUUGUGGCUUCCCUUAAACUGUAUUCCAAAACUGAAAGCAUUUUCAAAUAACACAAUAAUUUAUUUUUUAAGUUUAUGAAUUUGUCAGAAAAAAAAUAAGAUACACUUUCAUUUUUUCUCUAAAUAAACAUGAAAGAAUUUUUUAGGCUGUUUCUUGUUGACAGACAGCAAAUUAAAAUUUUAACUAAUAAUGUCUAGAAUUAAAUAGAAUAAAAUUUUAUUUAAUGCUUUAAAUCCAUCUUUUAAAACAACAAAUUAUCAUUAUUAAAAAUAAAAUAAAUGAAAACACAACUUCUCAUAUUGGCAAUCAUUUCUUUAACUUACGCUUAAAGACUAAGCUUCAACGAUGCAAAUUGCAAUAAAUAUUUGCUCAAGUUCGGAGCUGCUAAUAAUGCUGAUGGAUCUGGAGCCACAAAGUUGGCUUUUACAGGGGAUGUUGCCUUUGUUACUGGAUCCACUGACGUUAAGGUGAACCUUAGGUAUUCCGAUGUUGAUCUUUUCAAUGACCCAACAUAUUUCGGUCUUGUUUAAGAAGAUGGAAAAACAGCAGCUACCACAUGUCUUGAUCUUAAGUUAUGGAAAUUCACUUCUAAUACUUAUUCUGACCCAGUUUAGGUUACUGAUUUGCCCAUUACAGGGACAAAUAACUUCCAAAAACAAUGGAGAUAUUAUUCAUUCACAAUCCCAGGAAAGGAUUUAGGAACUAGAUUAGUUUAAACAACAAAUUCCAAUCAAUUCAUUUACAAAGGCUAUUAUGCUGUUGCUUAUUAUGCAGCAGGAACUGAUUAAGUGUAAUACACUUUCUUUUUUGAAUUCUCUCUCACUGUUGACAAAUCAAGUGGUGCUUCAGUUGACACAGCAUUCAAGCCAUUAACUUAAACAGCCACAGCAGGAUGUGCUGUUGGUGCAUCUUGCAACGCAAAAGCUGAUACAAUCUUAAAAUGGUGCACAGAUUUAUAAUGUACAGCAUUUUCGCAACCAGAUUUGCACUUGAACGACUAAUUUGUUCUUCAAUAGGUCGUCACCACUACAGGAAUGAACUAUUAUUUGACUGGAACUGAAGUCUGGUACACCGGUAAUGGAUUGAAUAAGAAAGCAACAAUAGUUUCAGUUAAUAAUUCAGUCAAAGGGCAAGUAAUUAUCUAAUUAAAGGCUGAAAUUGCUUGGAGAUCAGUCACUAUCAAAGUUACCUCUACUUUAUCAACAGCUUAAACAGGAGGAAGAAGACUUUUAACAGAAUAAAUUACCUAUGAUCCAGUAAGUGGACAAACAGAUACAAUAGAAUGCAUCAAGGCUGAAGGAUCAGAAAAAUGCCCAACAUGCGAUCAAGAAAAAGCUGCAAAUGGAUAUUCCAGCGAUGAAUGUGUCGAUGUAGAUAAUUCAUCAUCUAAUGGGUAUAUUUUAGCAGCAGGAUUAUUUGCCAUGUUUAUCAUGGUGUGAUUAUUUUUUAUGUAGAGGCAUUAUAAACAAACUAAUUAUUUUUUACAUCAUUUUUUGAAAAUAUUAAAUAUCCUAAAAAUUUUGAAAUUUACAUUAAUAUAGUAUAGAUUAUAAAUCGUUCAGAAAAUCUUCAAAUCAUUUACUGAUGAUCGGGAGAUUAUGCAAAAGAGUAAUC
Molecule: messenger RNA, 1756 nt
Organism: Paramecium octaurelia
Lineage: Eukaryota; Ciliophora; Oligohymenophorea; Peniculida; Parameciidae
Source: the annotation of a GenBank genome assembly